Corythoichthys intestinalis (scribbled pipefish) is the source of this 10549-nucleotide messenger RNA. It is a transcript of the gene cul9, whose product is annotated as cullin-9. Gene Ontology annotation, molecular function: zinc ion binding; ubiquitin protein ligase binding. NCBI's taxonomy places the organism in Eukaryota, Metazoa, Chordata, Actinopteri, Syngnathiformes, Syngnathidae. Bases 149 to 7399 code for a protein of 2416 amino acids. Gene Ontology annotation, biological process: ubiquitin-dependent protein catabolic process. The record is from RefSeq and is a predicted model, not a curated record. The transcript is spliced from 40 exons.
AGAAACUACAGAAGAAGAAACACAUCUGUAUUACUCACGCUUCUCAAGAAGAAGAAGAAGUGGCGAGUCUUACGAACGGACUUUGUAGCAGAGAAACUCAAAUUAUUUUGGACGAAAUUAGACGUUGGAGGCGCGUCUGCGAGCGAGCAUGGCGGGCGAGCGUCUCCCCGGCAACCCGCCGGUCCAGAUCGGCCCGCGCCUGCAGGCGUACCCCGAGGAGCUGAUCCGUCAACGCCGGGCACGCGACGGGCAGACGGAGCACCUGAUUCGCUGGCGCCUGGCGGACGCGACCUCUCCGCCGGGCGGCUCCCCGACGGAGAACGUCCUGAUGUGGAUGUCCGCGGAGGACGUGUACGCCAACUGCCCGUCGCUGCUGGGCGAGAGGAAAGCCCACCCUACGCGGGAGAAGGCAGAAGAGUCGGGAACCUUCGACCGGGUGGAGCUUCGGGACAUGGAGGAGGACGUAAAGAAGCUAGUGCGCCGCGCCAGGACGCAGAUGUCCAAGGGCGGCGAGCCGUCUUCGCUGAGCGUGACGCACACCAUCCACGUGCUGAGCGCCUAUGCCGCCAUCGGGCCGCUGGCCGCCGUCUUCAAGGAGACGGGCGCCCUCAAUCUCCUUAUGGAGCUGCUGUGCCACAAGGAGACGCAGACCCGGCGCAGCGCUAGCAAGAUGCUACGCGCGCUAGCGUCCCACGACGCCGGGAGCCGAGCACACGUGCUGCUGUCGUUGGGCCAGCAGGACGGCAUCGAGCAGCACAUGGACUUUGACAAUCGCUACACGCUGCUGGAAUUGUUUGCCGAAACCACGUCCUCUGAGGAGCACGGUAUCUCCUUUGAAGGCGUUCAUCUGCCGCAGAUUCCCGGGAAGCUGCUCUUCUCCUUGGUCAAGCGUUACCUGUGCGUCACGUCGCUGAUGGACAAACUCAACACGGCGGGAGCGGACUGGACCUCCGACAGACAGGAAGCCGGGAGCCCCGGCCUCGGCCCCGCCGCCUCCUCCGGACACUCCCGGCUACGACUGCGCUGCGAGUUUGAGUUAGCCAUGGCUAUGGCUAACCUGAUCUCCGAGCUGGUGCGCGUCUUGGGUUGGGAUCGUAAGCUCCCGCGAACAGAGGACGCGGCGGCGCCCACCUUCCGUUCGAUUUUCCGGCCUCGCUCCGGUCCCGCCCCCGCCGCGGAGGCCGCCGCCACCACCGAGAAGAAGGCGGAAACCGGUUACAAAACGCGCAACGACUUUCCCAGGCGCUCGGCGUACGUUGAGUACGUGCAGGAGCGUUUGAAAAGAGGCAUGACGGUGCGCAUGUUGGAGGACUACGAGGAAGUCAGCGUCGGGGACGAAGGAGAAUUCCGAUACAGCAACGAUGGGUCGCCGCCAGUUCAGGUGUACUGGAACGCCCUGUGCAGAACUUACUGGGUCCACUGGCACAUGCUGGAGAUUGUGGCAGGCGGCGAGAGCGGCGGCACCAACGGGACGACGGACAAGGACGCUCUGGAGAAGGUGUCGACCCUCACGCGGACUGUCAGGCUAGCGGCGGCCAGCCAGAGCAUGUUCUCCAAGCCCCCGGGUGGACUCUACGCGCCGCCUUACCUGUCGGAGCGCCCCGGGACGGGCGAGGCCGAAGGCGGGGCGACGCUGACUCGCGCUGAGUGGUGGGAGGUCCUCUUCUUCGUCAAGAAGCUGGAAGCCAAAGAGCAGCGCGAAGCCAUCCGACUACUGAUGCGUGGCGAGCAGGAGGUGGAGACGGACGACCCUGCGUUGCUGGGCCUGUCUGUAUCGAGAGACGCCGCCGAGAAACUGGUACUCUACCUGGAGCGCCGCCUGCCGCCUUCCUGCCUGGGCGAGCUGCUCUGCUCGCACGCCCUGGCCAAACACUACCCGAGGUCCGGCGGGGACGACCCGAGGUCCGGGGACGACGCGUCCUCUUCCGGGUCGGCGUCCCUCUCCAAGCGGGCCAAGAAGGAAGCCCCGGACGACGCCGAGGGCGAGCUUCCCGCCGAGGUUUACGGGAGCUAUCCCGACGGGCUUGAAGAAAAGAUCAAGGUCUUUGACAUGCCUCGCGUCCUGGCCAAGAAGACUCUGCCGGAAAAGGUGGAAGAGGUGGUGGACAUCCUCCAGAGAGGAACAUCCAGGCGGGACCCGCUCCAGACCUUGGCCGCGGUGGUCUUCAUCAACGGUCUGCUGGAGGACAAGACCCCUCAGGACAAGAACUCCUCCAGGAGCGACUCCGUCCAGAGCGCUCAGGACAAAGUGGUGAAGCUGUUGGUGGAACUCCUGGGCUCCUCGUGCAAGAACGUGGCGCCAUGCGCGCUGAGGAUGACUCACUCGCUCAUGCGUCGCUUCGAGUGGAGGGUCUCCUUCGCCACGGAGGGCGGCGUUAAAGCCGUGCUGACCCUCAUGCAGGAGAUGGCCGACGUGGUGAACCUGCAGCGUCUGGCGCUAGCGACGCUGAAGGUCCUGACAGGCGCCGCAAAGUACGGGGCGAGCGGCGGCGCCGGCGGGGGCAGCGUGCCCCCCGCCCUCUCCGAGUCGGCUUCUCAGAUGAUUCUGGAGAUCUUCGCCAGCAUCGUCUCGGCCACGCCUGAAGGUUCUGAAGGCCCGCUGGCCGCCAUCCCCGCCGCCCUGGACCUCAUGCUGAAGACCCCGGGGUGCGCGGCGGGCGUGUGCGACGGCCUGCUGGUGAUGGCGGCGCUGAUGUCCCACCAUAAAAGCUUGGCCUCGCAGUUUCUGUCCUGCGACCCCCCGGUCAUCCUUGAGAAGGUUCUAGCACUUUCAAACGGGACAACCAUGCUGGCAAAUGUUACUGAAGUCUACCAAAGCCCAGACGUCUUUCAGGACCUCCUGCAUCUGAUGGAGCAGCAUCGGACGGAACGGAGUGUCCACCUGUCUGUCCUCAGGAUCCUCAACAAAUUCUUGGACAACUACCAGGAGGACGCUCUGCCCUGGCAUGACAGCGUCAAGCCCUGCUUGACGUCCAUGACCACGUUCAUCGCUGACAAAGAGGUCAUCCAGCAGCUGGUGUCCUUCCUGUACCGGGUGACGUGCGCCAACAAGGACUACGCCGUGGUCAUGUGUCGACUGGGUGCCAAAGAGGUUCUCAUCAAGGCUCAGGAGAAGCACGGUGCCGCCGUCCAUGCUGCCGCCGAGCUCCGAGACGUGGUCGCCGAUUGCGACAAAUACGCCAACCUGUACAACAGCAUGACCACCAGCGUGCUCGCCGGAUGCAUACAGAUGGUGUUGGGUCAGAUCGAGGAGCAUCGGCGCAGCCACGAGCCCAUUAACAUUCCGUUUUUUGACGUCUUUCUCAGGAAUCUUUGCCAAGGCUCUAGCGUAGAGUUGAACGAUGACAAGUGCUGGGAGAAGGUGGAGGUGUCCUCCAACCACCACCGAGCCAACAAGCUCAGCGACAAGAACAGCAAAACUUACUGGGAGUCCAACGGGCCCACCGGCUCGCAUUUCAUCAACAUCUUCAUGCACAGAGGCGUCCUCAUCCGCCAGCUCUCUGUCCUGGUGGCCGCCGAGGAUUCCAGCUACAUGCCGGCCCGGAUCCUGGUUCUGGCCGGGGACGACCCGCGCAACAUUAGCGUGGAACUCAACACGGUCAACGUGCCGACGUCAGCCAGUCGGGUGGUCCUUCUGGAGAACGUCAGCAGAUUUUGGCCCGUCGUACAGAUCCGCAUUAAGAGAUGCCAGCAGGGCGGUAUUGACACCCGGGUCCACGGCUUUGAGAUCCUGGGGCCAAAGAACACCUUCUGGCCCGUCUUCAAGGAGCAGCUGUGCCGUCGGACCUUCUUGUUCUACAGCACCAAAGCGCGCUCGUGGUGUCAGGAGGCGACGGCCGAUCGCUCACGGCUGCUGCGGCUCUUUGACAAGCUGAACAGCGCCCUCAGACACGAGCAGACGUUCGCAGAGCGCUUCCUGCCGGACGCCGAAGCCGCCGAAGCCUUGGGCCGAACCUGCUGGGAAGCGCUGGUGGCACCCGUCGUGCGCGCCAUCACCGCGGCAGAAUCUACCGGAUCCAGCCCGCUCUCGUGGCUGCUGGACAAGUACCUGGACAACUCCGACUCGGGGCGUCGCCGUCGACCAGCGGCAGUCUUUAACUCGCGCGUGAGACGCCUGACCCACCUCCUGGUGCACGUGGACGCCGCUUCGGCGGAAGGGGACCAGAUAAAACCUCCCGUCAAGUCUCAAGGAAAAGAAACCAAGAACAAAGAUGGCGCGGCGGGCUCCUCGUCUUCUUCCACAGUCAAACACGAGGAGAACAGCAGCGUCGUCGACAUCGCCCUCUGUUGGCAAGAGGUGGUACAGCAGCAGGUGAAGAGUUUUCUGGAGCAGAGCUGCGAGCGUGAUGACUUUGUGGAGCGUUACCGCUCUUUGUACACGCGUCUGAAGAAAGCCACAGAGGAGCUGUUCGGCCAGCGGACGGCUUUCGCGCUAGCCCUGCGACAAGGCUUCUCCGCCGCCUUGGUACAGCUCUCCAUACUCAGAGCCAUGCGUGUGAGCGAGCGUUUUGCUCAGUACGUGGACCAGAUGUUGCAGGACGGUGGCGUGGUGUCGGGCGGGUCCCAAACGCUGGAGCGACUUCAGCAAUUUUUGGAGCCCGUGCUCUUCCUGUCGGGCCUAGAGCUGGCCAACACCUUCGAGCACUUUUACAGGUACUACCUGGCUGACCGCCUGCUGGCACGAACCAACGUGUGGCUGGAAGCUUUCGUGGCAGAGCAGCUGGGCCCCUGCUUCCCUAACCGCUUCCCUCAGCAAAUGUUGAAGAACCUGAGCGAGUCGUCCGACCUGCGACACGACUUCCACCUCCACCGCCUGCAGCAGCUGGACCGAGCGCUGCACAGCCAACAGAUGGAUGACGACGAAGAGGAGCAGGUGGAAGAGUGCGAGGAAGAGGGGAUGGAGGAAGAAGAGGAACCGGACGUGGAGGUGCUUCUUCUGUCUCCUCGCUGCUGGAGCGUCUCGUCCUUGUGCUUCAUGGACGAACCCUCGCUCCGCUUCCCGGCCCGUCUCUGCACCUACCUGGAGCAGUUUGCGCAAUUCUACUGCCACAGUCAAUUGACGCGCGGCGGGGGUCAUUGCAAGCCCGGCGCCAUCCAGUGGACGUGGCUGGGACACGCCGACGUCGCUUUUGGCUCUUUGACGCUUCACGUGUCUACGCUGCAGAUGUUCAUCCUGCUUCAAUUUAAUAAACAGGAGGAAGUGACGGUGGCGUCUUUGAUGGAGAGGUGUGGCCUUUCCAAAGAGAUGCUGCUUCACUCUCUGCAGCCUCUGAUUGAAGAAGGACCGCUCCGAUGUAGCCACCCGCAAGACCCUUUCCAAGGUGUUUUGCAGGUAAAACAAGAUGUGGCGCACGGCCCGUCCAGGCGCCUGGAGCUUCAACCGCGGCAGACCUACUUGAACGUGGACCGAGACGCCGCUGCCACACUGGAAACCAAGAGAAACGUCAUUUACUGCCUCAUUGUCAAUAUCCUCAAGCAGGAGAAGGAGAUGCACAUCGACAACCUCGUCUACAAGGUUCUCCAUUCGUGCCACCGGGGAGAAGCGGGCCGUUCUCCCGGCGCCGGUCCGGGGGGCUUCAGCUGCAGCACGGGGGACGUCUUGUCCUGCAUCAUGCACGUGAUGAGCAAAGGAUGCGUCCGCAGGAACCCGGAUCAGCCUCACAUGGUGGAGUUCCUCCCCGACGACCCGGCCACGCCGCACAAGGGAUACGCGCAACUGGACCUGAGAGGCAGCAGCACACCGUCGCCGCCCGGCUUGUUUUCCAACGGCGCCGUGGCGGACUGCGCUCUCUUCUCCAGCAGUCGCAGCAUGACGCCUGACGAAGUGUCCCAGCUGAUGCGCGCCACCGUUCGGCAGGUGGCGGACACGCUGAGCGUGGACCCGGAUAGGGCCGAACACCUCCUGGUUCACUGCGGCUGGAACGCCGACCUGCUGGUGCGACGCUACACGGACGACCCCGAUGGUGCCGCCGCGGCCGCCGGCCUCAGAUGUCCGGACCCCGGUCCGCCACCCGACCCGGAGUCCGCUUGCCCCGUUUGCCUGGUCCCUGGCGGCGCCGAGGACCCUCCGCCUUCACUCAGCUGCAUGCACUACUGCUGUCGGUCGUGCUGGCGGGAGUACCUGAGCGCACGUAUCGAGCAGAACCUGGUCAGCAACUGUAACUGUCCCAUACCUGACUGCCGGGCCCAGCCCACGCCGCUGUUCUUCCUCGCCAUCGUCACCGACAAAGACACUGUUGCCAAGUAUGAGAAAGCGCGUCUGCGAGGCUUCGUGGAGUCGUGCUCCAACCUGACGUGGUGCACCAACCCUCAGGGAUGCGACCAGAUCCUCUGCAAGGAGAACAUGGGCAACACGGGAACCUGCUCCAAGUGCGGCUGGUCGUCUUGCUUCAGCUGCAACUUCCCUGAGGCGCACUAUCCGGCCAGCUGCGGUCACAUGUCCCAAUGGAUGGACGACGGCGGCUUCUACGAGGGCAUGAGCGCUGAGGCACAAAGCAAACAUCUGGCCAAACUCAUCUCCAAGCGCUGUCCGAGCUGCCAGGCGCAAAUCGAGAAGAACGAAGGCUGCCUCCAUAUGACCUGCACCAAAUGCAACCACGGCUUCUGCUGGCGCUGCCUGAAAGCGUGGAAGCCGACACACAAGGACUACUACAACUGCUUCGCUACGGUGAGUAAAGUGGCGCGACACGAGAAGAAGUUUCAGGAUUUUAACGAGAGAUGCGCCUUCCAGCACCGGGCUAAGGACUUUGCCGUCAGCCUGGAAAAGAAGGUGUCGUCCAUCGAUGAAGCGUUGCAGAUGAAGUCCCUGACCUUCGUCAUUGACGCUUGCAAGACUUUGGCGCAGGCUCGAAAGGUCCUGGGCUACUCGUGUGUGUACAACUUCUACAACCAAGACGGCGACAAGAUGGACGUGAUGGAGCAGCAGGCGGACGCUCUGGACCUGCACACCAACUCUCUGCAGAUCCUGCUCGAGGGGACGCUGUUGCAGUGCAGCGACCUGGCCUCCUGCGUACGUCUGUUGAAAGCCGAACACCUAAACACCGGCCUGGAACUGAUGCGGCGCAUACAGGAGCGCUCGCUGGCCAUAUUGCAGCAUUCCACCCAGGACUUCCGCGUGGGCUGUCGCUCCCAAAACGUCCGGGAAGAGGAAAACGCGUCCGACUCAAUCAACCGACGCUCGACUGACGGCGAAGCCUCAAAACCCGACGUAGACAACAACAACUACAACGACGACGACGACAGCGACGACCCGGAUUACGAGGAGGACGAGGAUUACGUGCCCGAGUGGCACGAGGACUACGAGGAUUACGAUGACGAAGAAGAGAUCGACGAGGGCGAAUUCUUCUCCGACAGCGAGGUCUCCGACAACCUGGAUCGGGACUUCAGCCCCUUCGAAUGAAAGGUCGACGGUGGCCGGCCACGCCCCCUGUGUCACGCCCGCCUGGACGAGCGGCGACUCGCUCUGCGGGAUAACGCCACGUUCUUCAGAGGAACUUUGCGUGUCUGAAAAGUAGUGUUACACCGUUAAUUUUUUUUUUUUUUUGCUACCGAUACAGAUUCCUGUCUGUGUGCCGAUACUGUACUGAAACAUCCCGCCCCACCCCCAAAAAAUUAUAUAUGUACACAGUUUUUUUUUCUUUUUUUACGCAAUUACUGCAUAAUCACAUCAAGUAAUUGCUAAUCUUGCCUUGGUUAACUCAUUUGCUGCAAUUAUUAGCACUAAAUGUCCAAUCCAUUUGAAUCAGGAGGGCUGGCAGCAAAUGAAGAAUUUGUUACCUCCCACUUGAAAUGGUUAAGACGUCUACUCGUGAUCAAUUCAGGGCAGAACUGCAUAAACAGACCCCUUUAAAAUCAGUGGAUAUACAUUCAAAUAUAUUCAUAACUAACCCAUUUGUCAUAUAUUUUGAAUGUAUAAUAUGACUACUACUGUCAUGAUACUUAAAUUUUCACCUCAUCGAAAAAACUACCCUAUACAAUUUUCAAUACUUCAUUGAUAAAGGAAUGGUCAUUAUUUUUCACAACAAAAAAGUCCUCAACUUGAACAGGAGGUGACCCGGGAACGACUGAAAAUCAUCUAAAGGCGACCCGAAAGUACCUCCAAACAAACAUUUUUUUUCUGUGAUACCCUAAACUCAACAGAAAAUGAUUAAAAAUGUACAUGAAAUAACACUGAAACACCCCAAAUGUACCAAAAGUGACUGCAAAUCAACAAAGUUUUGCAAAAUGUGACUCUGAAAUUACCUCAAAUCAUCAGAAAAUGACACUGAAACGCCUCAAAAGUCCCAAAAUGACCCCAAAACCAACAUAUAGUUUCCCAAAAUGCCCCAAAAUUAACAGAAAAUGAUUCAAAAUGUACAGAAAAUGACACCGGAAUGACCCUAAUGUACCAAAAAUGACCUCAUAUCAACAGUUUCCCAUAACGCAACUCUAAUAUUCCCGAAAAUAAACCGAAAAUGAUUCAAAAUGGAAAGAAAAUGACCCCGGAACACCCUUAAUGUACCAAAAAUGACGGCAAAACAAAGUUUUCCGAAAUGCAACUCCAAAAUUAUCUCAAAUCAACGUAAAAUGAUUCCAAAUGUACAGAAAAUAACACUGAAACGUUCCAAAUGUACUGAAAAUUACAGCAAAAUCCACAAAUUUUCCCAAAAUGCGACUCUAAAAUUACCACAAAUCGACAGAAAAUGGAUCAAAAUGUAAAUAAAAUGAUACCGGAAUGCCCCAUAUGUACCGAAAAUGACCGCAAAUCAACAAACUUCCUUGAAAUGCAACUCCGAAAUUACCCCAAAUGAACAGAAAAUGAUUCAAAAUGUAGAGAAAAUUACACCAAAAUGUCCCAAAUGUACCGAAAAGGAAAGCAAAUCAACAAAUGUUCUCAAAAUGCGACUCUGAAAUUACCUCAAAUGAACAGAAAAUUUUUCAAAAUGUACACAAAAUAACUGUACCAAAAGUGACCACAAUUCAACAGUUUCCCACAAUGCAACGCUAAAAUUCCCUAAGAUGAACAGAAAAUGAUUCAAAAUGUAAAGAAUAUGACACCGGAACACCCAAAAUGUACUGAGAGUGACUUCAAAUCAACAAUGUUUCCCGAAAUGAGAUUGAAAUUCUCUCAAAUCAACAGAAAAUGAUUCAAAAUGUACAGAAAAUGACACCGGAACGUCCAAAAUGUACCGAAAGUGACGCCAAAUCAACAGUUCCCUGAAAUGCUACUCUGAGAUGUCCUAAAUUAAAUUAGAAAAUGAUUAAAAAUGGACAGAAAACGACACCGGAAUGUCCAAAAUGUACCAAAAGUGACCCCAAAACCAACAGAAAGUUUCCCAAAAUUAACAGAAAAUGACUCAAAAUGUGCAGAAAAUGACACCAGAACGCACCAAAUUUACCAAAAAUGACCGCAAAUCAACAAAGUUUCCCGAAGUGCGACUCUGAAAUUACCUCAAGUCAACAGAAAAAUGAUUAAAAAUGUACAGAAAAUGAUUGAAAAUGUACAGAAAAUAACACCGGCACGUCCCAAAUGUACAGAGACUGACGCAAAUCAACAAAGUUUCCUGAAAUGCCACUCUAAAAUUACCUCAAAUAAACAGAAAAUGAUUCCAAAUGUACAGAAAAUGAAACCGAAACAUCCCAAAUGUACCAAGAAUGACCCCAAAGUUUCCCCAAAAUAUGCUAGAAAUUAACAGAAAAUGAUUCAAAAUGUACAGGAAAUGACACCCAAAUGUACUGAAAGUACCUGUGAAUGUUCAUUUUCAGCGCCAUUGACUGUGCUAGAUGUCCAAUUCUAGGAACAAAGUUUCUUUACCUACUGGCCCCUCCCACUUCAAACAAAUUGGACAUCUAUCGCCGUCAAUGGUGGCCAACGAGUACAUAGCAGAUGUCUUGAAUUUUCAAAAAAAUCGGUUGAGAAAUAAGCUAGUUAGGACUUCAUUUGAAUGUCAAUGCAUUGACUGAUGGGAAAGUUGCCCUCAAGGCGGCCAUGUUGGUAGGGGCGACGUUUUCAUGAUUCUGCAAUCAAUUUCUCACGAGUAGACAUCCAAUCCAUUUUAAGUUGGAGGCUGCCAUCCCUCCCCCUUCAAAUGGAUUGGACAUUUUCAAGCGCUAAACUCAUUUGAAGAAACAUCCAAAAAUAGUUUCUCAGUAUCCCGCUGAUAUUCAUAUCUGUAUCGGCGCAACACGACCCAAAACUCUCGGAUCAGUUUCUUCUCCGGCUUCUUUACAGGGUCGAUUCGAUUGUCGUCGAGUUCUCGUUCUUUCCCGAUGACUUGCUUGCACUAGAUUUAUUUUCUAUGCACAUUAGAGACAUGUUCAAUGUUCUCAAUAGAUAUUUUCUUUGUUAGAGUUCAAAUCGAUUAAAAAAAGAAAUGUAACCGAGUCCUCUUUAAUUGUCCAAAUUGUUUAUUCUUCUAAUUUUGUCUCUGAUUACAGAAAAAUCCAAAGAUGCAACUUGAAAUCCUUCUUCUUUGAUUUGUUAAGCACAACGAUAAACACACCAACUAAUACCACAUUAGUAUGUUAGCUUAGCUCAUGUGCUAAUCACUUUUGCUAGCAGACACACAUU